Messenger RNA from Syngnathus acus (greater pipefish), 3230 nucleotides. It is a transcript of the gene pex5la, whose product is annotated as peroxisomal biogenesis factor 5-like a. Gene Ontology annotation, cellular component: cytosol; peroxisomal membrane. The record is from RefSeq and is a predicted model, not a curated record. The transcript is spliced from 15 exons. Lineage: Eukaryota; Metazoa; Chordata; Actinopteri; Syngnathiformes; Syngnathidae. Bases 411 to 2267 code for a protein of 618 amino acids. Gene Ontology annotation, biological process: protein import into peroxisome matrix, docking. Gene Ontology annotation, molecular function: protein binding.
CGCAUCGGCCGAACCAGGAUGAGGAGGAGCGCGCUAUAAGAAGACAAGCGACCCCGGGACAGCAUUCACACAGCAGACUCGACGAUGACGAAGAGAUGAGGAGAGCGAGAGAGAGCAAUGAACUAAGAAGAGAGAGAGAAGAGCGAUCAGGAUGACUUAUUUUGAGGCUGUGGCUUGAGCGCCCAGUGCGAGAGAGAGGGAGGGAGGGACGACCCGGCGAGUUUCAAGUGGCCGGGCGGAGCUGCUGCUUAUUCCAAGUGUCACAUUGAACACCUGAGCGGUCUGUUUCCUGCCUCAUCACCAUCCUCGUCCUUUUACUUGACCCCAAUGUCAUCAAUUCUACUUUGAGCCUCGAGAAGUCUGGAACAAGUCCCGACAGUCAGUGACGGAGACAUCCGUGACGCCUCAAUAUGUACCAGGGGCAUUUACAGGGCAAAGACUCUAGGGCUGCAGAUAAGACUGUUGCCAUGGUCCUGAAGGAGAUACCAAGUAAGGCGUCUUCAGAAGGCAAGCCCCUCCUCACGGUGACUACCAAGUUGGUGAGUGAGCAACAAGAAAGUCGCCCGCUACUGAGUCCAUCCAUUGACGAUUUUCUCUGCGAGACCAAGUGUGAUGGGCUUUCUCGCCCAGUGACUUCCAACACAGCAGUUCUCUCAUCAACAUUGGACCUACUGGAUCUCAGCGAGCCAAGCGAGCAGAGAAACAACAAAGACAAGAAGAGUCCUCGUUCAUCCCGUAGCGACAAGCAAAAAAGCCCGCACAGGAAAAAAAACGCAGAGACAGAGCUGAUCCAGGUGGAGCUGGAACAGAGCAUGCGGACAACAGAGAGAGCGUCACUGGACUCCGCUAUCACUGGUUCACCGUUGGAUAAAUGGGAAGAGUUGAACCCCAACCCUGAGAGAAACGGUAACAGAAAGUGGAAAUUGGAGAGACGGCGUUCAUCAAAAAACUCUUCAAAUGAAUUUCUAUGGUCCAUUGACUCUAAAACCCAAUUAGAGCCAUUGAAUAAAAACUGCGUGGAAGCAAACACCAAAGCAGAACCCGAGUCUGCCCUUGCAUCUCAACUCAACAGGCAGUAUAUUAGUGGAAGACAUGCUCGUCUAACCAAGGAUCAGCGGUGGGGCAGCGCCCUCCUUUCCAGACAUCAGUCUCUAGAAGAAGAGUUUGAGCGAGCCAAGGCUGCCGUGGAGUCGGAUACAGAGUUCUGGGAUAAGAUGCAAGCAGAGUGGGAGGAACUGGCUCGGCGAAACUGGCUGACGGAGAAUGAGCAAGCCCAGAUUCCCUCCACGGUCUCUCCUCAUGAGAAGGGUUACUACUUCCACACAGAUAAUCCCUAUAAGGACUUGCCUAAUGCGUUUGAUGAGGGGUUGAAGAAGUCUCGAGAAGGAGACUUGCCAAAUGCGGUGCUUAUGCUGGAAGCGGCUGUCUUGCAAGACCCUCACGAUUCCGAGGCUUGGCAAGUGCUCGGGACCACUCAGGCCGAAAAUGAGAAUGAGCAGGCAGCGAUUGUCUCCCUACAGAGGUGUUUGGAGCUCCACCCCAACAAUCUCACGGCCCUCAUGGCCUUGGCGGUGAGUCUGACCAACACGGGUAUGCGUUACGAAGCCUGCGAGGCUUUGCUCCGCUGGCUGCGGCACAAUCCGAAAUACAAACACCUCCUGAAAGGCAAAAACCAACUUGCGGGAUCCCCAAACUCCCAGCGCAGGAUGUCCCAGGCGCCCAACGUUGGCAGGCAUGAAAGCUCCGUGCUACCCGAGGUCAAGGAACUCUUCUUGGAGGCAGUCCAGCACAACUCGGACACCGUUGACCCGGACUUGCAGACGGGCCUCGGGGUGCUUUACAACCUCAGCAGCGAGUUCAACAAGGCGGUGGAUGCUUUCAACACGGCCUUGUCAGUGCGGCCUGAGGAUUACUUGCUGUGGAACCGGCUAGGGGCAACUCUGGCAAAUGGGGACCGAAGCGAGGAGGCGGUGGAGGCGUACACAAGAGCUUUGGAGCUGCAGCCGGGAUUUAUCAGGUCUCGCUAUAACCUGGGAAUCAGCUGCAUUAACCUCGGAGCACACAGAGAAGCGGCCAGCAACUUCCUGACAGCCCUCAGUCUUCAGCGGAAAAGCCGGAGUCGACAGCAGUCCCACCAGGUCAUGUCCGGAAACAUCUGGGCCGCUCUCAGGAUAGCUUUGUCCAUGAUGGACCAGCCUGAACUCUUCCAGGCUGCAAACAUCGGUGACCUGGAUCUUCUCAUGAAAGCCUUUAACUUAGACAUAUGAGGAAUAGUAAGGUAGUGACAACUGUUGUUCCUCCUCUUUCGUCUAGCCAGUAGCUCAAAGCCCAAAGCGGACACAUCAGAAUGCAUCAGAUGUAAGGCUGGAGAUUUUCCGUUUCUUUGUAUGCACGUCGUCCACCCCAAUUAACUUGGAGCUGUUCUGAGGACAGGUUCUUCCAAGUGACUGCUUUGUGACGGAUUUGCACAGCACCCCGAAGAGCACAAGGGUGGGCGAAGAUUGUACGAGCAAUGCCUUAGAGAAUUUUGUCAAUUAAAAACGGGCUCAGUCAUUGGAACAGAGCUGAACCGGGAGUGAUCUCACAGAGGGAACGUCAUGUACAGUUUGCUGUUUGCACACAACUGACGAGAUUUUGGGAAAACAAAGCUUUCGCUCAGAAAGACUCACGGGUGGAUUCAGUGAGCAAAUGAAAACAACUGCACCAUAUAUCCUGAAGUUCACAUUUCUCUUGCCGGCUUGGAAUAAUGCUCCCGCAUGACUUUUCAAAAUGUUUCCCUUUUUGCACUUGAGACAAACCGGUAACCUCCUCAGUCCAAGUGGAAUGUGCAAGCCAGGUUGUGUUAAGCCUUACUCAAAAGCAUGCCGACAAGAUUUAUUGAUACUAUUUUUAUGGCAACACAAAAACACUAAGCCAUUGCAUCCUAUAUAUUAUAUUACCAGACCAAUUUCACUUUCUUUGAUUUAUUGCUAUCUUCUGACUUGGAUUCUGUCUUUUUCUCAUUUGCCUGAACCUGUUCUUUUUUUCAAUCUUUGCUCAAUUUAAUGUAAUGAUGGUUUUCUGCUGAGCAUCAAUUUUGAAGAAAAAAAGAUUCAUCACUCCGUACAGUGUUUCAGCUUCUAAACCUUUAAACCUUUUCUUUAUAUUCAGGCAUCAUCCAACUUUUCCAAGCAGUGCAGUUCAGGUUUAGGUUUGGAGAUGGUACUGCUUGGUGGGAAUUAUUUUAGUUA